This is a messenger RNA of Spinacia oleracea (spinach), 786 nucleotides long. RefSeq lists its product as uncharacterized. Lineage: Eukaryota; Viridiplantae; Streptophyta; Magnoliopsida; Caryophyllales; Amaranthaceae. Bases 1 to 786 code for a protein of 261 amino acids. The transcript has a single exon. The record is from RefSeq and is a predicted model, not a curated record.
AUGGAUUAUGGUGGUGUAGAGAGAAUCUCUCUAACUGAAGAGUGUAGUCCCAUAUUGAAAAAUAAGUGUCCACCCAAACUUAAGGACCCGAGUAGUUUUUCCAUCCCCUGUCAUGUAGGUGCAUUGUUCAUUGAUAAAGCAUUAUGUGAUUUAGGUGUAAGUGUGUCUGCCAUGCCCCUUUCUUUCUGUAAUAGGUUGAAUAUUGGAAAAUUAAAAUGCACAAAAAUCACUUUGCAAAUGGAAGAUCGUUCUAUAAGGUACCCUUUGGGUAUUUUGGAGGAUGUUCAUGUCCUGGUGGGGAAAUUCUACAUUCCUGUUGAUUUUGUGGUUCUAGAUAUGGAGGAGGAUAGUCAAAUCCCCAUAAUUUUGGGUAGGCCAUUUUUUUAUAUUGCAAGUGCUGUCAUUGAUGUCAAGUCUGGAUCUCUUACUUUGAGUGUUGGUGAUGAUACUGUUACUUUUAAUCUAACCAAUGUUGUGAAGUCUCCUAUGCUUGAGAAUACUUGUUGCAGGAUUGAUGUUGUAAAAGAGAUUUCUCUAGACAACAUCCCUAGAAUGUUGUAUGAUGAUCCAUUGUUGGCGGUUCUUACUUUGGAAGCCCCAAAAGGAGAAGGAGAUAGCGAGAUUGAUUCCUUGAUCUUGGAUUCAGAUGGAAUUAAAGCUGAGAAGGUUAAUGGUUUUGAGGUAUUCGAAACUGUUUGCUCUACUUCCGAGCCACAUGUAACAAAGGUAGAACUAAAAACAUUACCAUCUCAUCUUAAAUAUGCAUUUCUUGAUGAUAAUGAGUAA